AUGCUACCAAGACUUGAAAGCUUUUACAAACUCUUCUUGCUACCAGAACUAGCUGCCCCUAGAUAUGGUACUUACACUGGCAUAAGGAAGCCAAAAGCACCAUGGUUCAAUGUUCAUCAAGAAUCUACAGCCUGUAGUACAGCUGGCAGUAAUGUUACUCACACAAGAGAGAACUUACAGACCAACUCCAGCAAGAACAGCACAAUUACAUGUAGUACUACUACUACUAGUAGCACUUCAGACAGUUUCAGGAAUGAGGAAAAGAAACAACCUCCUGAAACAACCAACAACCUUCAAGUAUCAAAGGAUGACAAAUGUAAAGGCAGGGCCAGACGGAAAAAAGCAGUGAAGUUUGUUGGUAGAGAAAUUAUACAUCUAUGGACAGGUGUAGUAUUUCCAUGUAUGCAAACGUUGCUGUCUUAUUGGAUACCUCCGUUGCAGAGAAGUGCAUCCUUCAGUUUUGUCUACACUGGUUCUCUUGGUGUAGUAUGGUGUUUGGUUUGGUUUUAUCUCGUGUUUGACUCGCCAGUGUUACAUCCAAGGAUCUCUGUGAAGGAAAGAGAAUACAUUGUAGACAAACUUAAAUCUGACAUAGAUAUAAGGAAGAAGUCUUCGAGUACGCCAUGGUCAAAACUAUUUACAUCACUACCUGUGUGGGCAAUCAUUGUGUCAGAAACAUGUGCCGAAUGGGGAACAUACACCUUUCUGACCAACAUACCGACCUAUAUGGAAACUGUUCUAAAGUUAGAUAGCAAAAAGGCCGGAUAUCUUGCUUCACUGCCGUACCUUGGAUUUUGGGUCGUAUCUAACCUGUCUGGUCAUCUCGCCGACUUCCUUCGAAAACGAAUCAUUUCUCCUACAACAGCAAGGAAAGUUUUUAACAGUAUAGGCAACAUCGCACCUGCUAUUUUCAUUGUUAUCAUGGGAAAUGUUGCUGACAAACCAGAUAUUGCCGUGGUCAUGCUGACUCUGGCAAUGGCUACGGCCGGAUGCCAGUAUGGUAGUGGAUUCAAGGUGAAUCCUGUCGACAUUGCACCAAGAUACGCUGGUAUUAUUCUAGGGAUUGCUAACGCCACCGGUUCGCUUGCUGGUUUCUUUGCACCAUUGACACUUGGAAUUAUUACAGUAGAUAACACUGUUGAGCAAUGGAAAACAGUAUUUUAUAUUGCAGCAUCCGCAUACACACUCGGGACAAUAUUUUAUGUCAUAUUUGUGUCGGGUGAAUUACAGCCUUGGGCUCGGACUGAGGACGAUAUCCAUGAAAUUGUUGUAAUGGAAAGAAACGCAAAGCUAGAAGAAAAAAUGUUGAUGAUGAAAUAA
Molecule: messenger RNA, 1320 nt
Organism: Mercenaria mercenaria
Lineage: Eukaryota; Metazoa; Mollusca; Bivalvia; Venerida; Veneridae
Product: sialin-like
Exons: 9
Coding region: 1-1320 (439 amino acids)
Biological process (GO): transmembrane transport; monoatomic anion transport
Molecular function (GO): transmembrane transporter activity
Source: RefSeq, a predicted model, not a curated record